AUGUGCUCGCCUGUUUGUCAAGAUUGGGCCAGAAGCGAGGCCCUCAUAUCCAGGGCUGGCUCUGGGCGUCUCGUGCUGAGCCCCAAUGACACGCUGGGGCGUGAGGAUUUAGUCACGAAUGAGGAGGUCAUCACUCCAAUCUUGAAACAUUUAGGUCUUCGAACGACUGUGGACCAAAUCAACGAGCACGUGGGGCUUUUCUUUGAGUACUCCAGACCCAAGGGCAAACCUGCGAUCGACCGUCGCCAAGUUCGUGUCCAAGCAUGGAUCCUCAAACGCUUGGUGAGCGUUUUCAGCAGAUGCUGCAAGAGAGGCCACUUCCCACGGGAACAAGCCAUCCGGCGUAUUUUCAUGGAAGCUGGCAUCCCGUUGCCAUCCAACCCCCGUCUCUUGACCUAA
Messenger RNA from Cladocopium goreaui, 399 nucleotides. Lineage: Eukaryota; Dinophyceae; Suessiales; Symbiodiniaceae. The record is from the annotation of a GenBank genome assembly.